Molecule: messenger RNA, 3099 nt
Organism: Vanrija pseudolonga
Lineage: Eukaryota; Fungi; Basidiomycota; Tremellomycetes; Trichosporonales; Trichosporonaceae
Exons: 14
Coding region: 1-3099 (1032 amino acids)
Source: RefSeq, a predicted model, not a curated record
AUGGGCCACGGAGGCGCCAUCAGCAAGUCGGCCUCCUCAAGCUCGCUCAGCGCCAUUGUCAAGGACCCCGACGCGACCAACGCGUCGUGGCGUGUUGUAUUUGACGCGGCCUUCGAUGGCCUCACGUCCUCGGAGCGUCGUCAUACCUUUGGUGAAUUCGUCUCGGCGAUCCACAAUGAGAGCCUCGAUCGACAGCUAGACGCCAAGGACGCCGCGUACCGGGCCUUCCUCGGCAAGGCUCAAGCCGCUGCCUCAGAAGAGUGUCACGGCACAUGCGUUACGCACUACUGCGUUGGUGUGCGCCACACAGCCCUCGUCACAACGGCUCACAUCGACAAGGACGAGUUCGCCGAGCGUACCGUCCCCUGCGCCGACAUGUGGGACCACGCGCUUUGCCGCCACUGUACCGUCGAUCGCUGGUCGUACCGCCAGCAGCGAACGGACCGCUGGGCGAUAACCGCCGAUGGCAUUCGCAAGCGCGACGCUGCGCGUAGCGAGUUUGUCGUUUCCAUUGACCUCGACCAGCUCCUUGCGUUGCCGUCCAACCCAGACUUUACUGGCGUCAUUCCCAAGCAGCGGCACACGCUGGACCGAGAGGAGCUUACCUCUUCGAUCUUGGCGUGGUUGGAAAAUGGCUCGCCUACUCUUGUCUACAGUGACAACAUCACGACCUUCCCUGCCGAAGUCUCGUCGCUUGAGCAGCAGCGCUUUAACAACAUGCGCGACCGUGUACAUGCCAUGCGCGCGUCGCCCGAUCUUCGGCACCAGCUCUUCUUGGAGCCGGACGGUGAACCGGCCGAGGUGGCCUACCACCACCCUGAUAACGUCCACAUGGUACCAACUUGGUACAACCUCGCAAAGCGAGGAGGCUUCGAGCUGACUGUCGAUGCUGUUAUGGCAGCUGUUCGUCUUCACCAGCAAGGCUUGCCCGUCACCGGGCUCGUUCCCCUUGUCGACGCGACGACAAAAACCAACACAGCAUAUGUCAACCGGGCGAAUGUUGGCUACGCUGACAAGAAGACGGCGAUUGUCCGCGCUAACCGCCUGAUGGAGGCGUUUGGCCCAGGCGCGACCAAGCUCCUGAUCCUCAACCCCUCGGCACCAGAGCCUCCGCAUAUCGACGACGCACUAAACCGAUACGUCAUUGCUGGUAGCAUACCGAGCGAGGACGCGGAGAUUCGUCGGCUCCGCAAGGAGAGUGGCGCAUUCCUCCAGCUUGUCAAGGAAUACGAGCAGGCGAAUCCGGAACUGUUUGCCGACGUCUCAGGCUGCUUCCCUCGGAACACCAAAGGCUUCCCCAUUGCCUUCUGGCCUCAUGCACGUCAAACCGACAUUUGGCGCUUGUGCUUGCGGGCCAUUCACCGCGCAGAGACGGAAUGCGAUAAACAGUUCGAGCCCAACCCCAACAACUCGCCCCAGGCGAUCUUGUUCCUCUGGCUGGUCCACUGGAGCAAGUACCGGGACCGCGACAUCCUCUUAGGGCUGCCUAUCGACUUCUCCGCUCCGCCCAGCGGUGCUUGUACCCCGACACUCAUUGCCCACCAGUCUCACCACGUGCCAUUCUGCUUCGGAUUCAAUACGCCGUCGCCAUCAAAGCUGAGCGAGUUCAAUCCGGACCAGGUGAACGUCCGCGUCGAGCUAUGGGUCGUGAAUGCUGUUGUACGAUCAUGGCGCAGUGCCACUUUGAUCGCCAUCUUCGAUUCGGCACAUGUACUCUCGCAGCGUGUUCUCAAUCGUGCCGCCGCGCACAAGCUGAUCCAGCCCGUGCAGCUGGGUCAGUUCGAGUUCACUGAGUCGUGUGCGCAGGAGUACGCUCGGAAUGGCCUGUCUGAUGGCGAGCUGGCUGCCAUCUACGGCAUCUGCACCAAUGACUGGGUUGGAGUCACAGACCACACCGAGCAGCGCACAGUCCGUGGCAACCCAAAGCUCGCUGAUGGCCCGGCAAGGAUCCUGGCCGAGCAGUAUACCACUGUCGGCCUGCGCGACAUUUUGCGCGACCGCGGCACGCUCACUACAAGUGUGAAGGAAGACCUCGCCCUCCGCCUCGCCCAGCACUCGCGAGAGGACAACAGUCACCUCGUUAACCCCGCGUCUAACCCGCGGUACCUCGAGCUCUGCAAGCUCAGCAGGAGCGAGCUCAAGGCGCUCUGCCGCGAAAAUGGAGUUAUUCCGUGGGGUUAUCGCGAUGAAAUGGCGAUGCGUCUGGUAGAGAAAGAGAUGAAGGAGAAGGGGGGCGUGGUCGAGUUCAGGCGUCGUGCGACGACGCACGAGUACUACUCGAUGAAAGCCCGCCGCUACAUAACCUUGACCGACGUCUCCAUGGGUAGCGAGGACCGCGACAGGCGUGUGCUCAAGCUACUCGACUUUCACCAAGGGCAUCUGCUACGCCACGCCACGCUCAAUGGCAUAUCUUGCCGGCGCAUGAGCCAGAAGCUGGAGGUUGCCAGGGCGCUGGUCGAGCGCGGGCUCGACCACAAGGUGCCGCCCGAGUCCGAAGUGUCCGCCGAUGCGGUGGCUAUGGCCAAGGAGCAUACCAAGAAGGAGCUCAAGGAAAUGGCCAAGGAGCUGAAGUACCGCUCCGACAACAACAAGGAGGGCCUCGCCGAGGAGAUUCUCCGUCGGCGGGCGAUCCUCGAUGCCGGAGGGUCCCUUGACGGCCCCAAGACCAAUCCCACCCGUCGCGGGCUCCGUUUCGUCCGGGACCAGAAGUACAAAGGAGAAGGCACGCCCGAGUUCCUCAAGCGUGCCAACCUUCUCAUGUCCAACUUUAAUCUGUCCGACCUACAUGCGAUCGCAAAGGACAAAGGCAUUGCCACGAACCUCGGAUCCAAGCAGUUGUCCAAGCCGGACUUGGUGAAGGCGUUUGUGGACUCAAACGCGGAUGUCGGCAUUGAGAUUCCUUCGAGGGCCAUUGAGGCCUCUGACGACGCAUAUGUGAACCACUUGCGUGGCUUUACCAUCACCGAAUUGAAGAAUCUGGGCAAGGAGAAGGGUGUCUCUGGCACGGCGUCCAAGGCCUCCUGGGUGGAAGCGUUGGCUAAACACGAGCGCGCGCAACCCAAGUCAACGUGGUAUGGCUCCGGCACGCACAAGCAGUAG